Molecule: messenger RNA, 1968 nt
Organism: Penicillium salamii
Lineage: Eukaryota; Fungi; Ascomycota; Eurotiomycetes; Eurotiales; Aspergillaceae
Source: the annotation of a GenBank genome assembly
AUGGUGACGUUGUAUGCGUUCGGCACCUACUCCGUACCACCUGGGCAACGAGUUACAAAUUUGAGUCACAGAAUGCCUCGUUCUGCGAAACCUCCAAUAAAAGCUGCUUGCUUAGCAUGCCGAACAUCGAAGACACGAUGUGAUGGUCAACAGCCAUGUGGAAGCUGCUCCGGAAGAAACAGAAAUUGCAAUUAUCAGCCAAGUCGCCGGGGUGGAGCUCGUAGAGGGGUCCAGUACGAACAGAUGCGUCGGUCAGCAGGCAACUCACUGCCCCCUUCCUCGUUGUCAGAUGUCACCGAUGGGAUUGAGCCUUUCCCCGAGAUGAGCCUGGUAACGCCAUUCGCCGGCAUCCACAAUCUCGAUCUAUCCCCCGAUUCUCUGUCCGCAGAUGAAGCCCACCAAAUAUGGGGCCAGCUUACCCCACACAGUGACAGUCCCUAUGAUUCAACAUCUUUAUCAUACACAGGUAUCCCAUUGAUACGAUCAUAUCAAUCUGAAGCAGAUAUCGCUAAUGCGUACUACCUCUACAUUCAUCCAUACUUACCUUUGCUACCACCGCCGACCGAACCACAGUAUGAAGACCGACCAAAAGUGAUCAGGGCAUUUGGAGAAUCUUCAGAGCCCGCGAAGUCAAAUCUGCCGUACUGGCCAGCAUCGUCUUUGAGCUUGGCUAUAUCUGCAAUGCUGGUUCUCAUUCCUGUCCCUGAAGACCAGUUCCCAACAGCAGACUUAUGUCUGACUUAUAGGCGUUCUUACGCUCAGAUAUUUGCGCAAGCAGCACUGACAGCAGUGGAAACUGAGAUUGACGAUUUGUCGCCUCCGCUGGCUUCCAACAUACCCGAAUCAGAGCGCUGCCGAGGCCCAGAAGCUCUACAUCCACGAGUCCCCGCGCGCAUUUACCCCGUGCUUGCUCUUGUGGCUUUGAGUGUCUAUGAGUACUGCCAGCGAGGUAAUGUGUCCCGGAUGCGGGCCCGGGGAAACCAGGCGAUGACAACUGCUAUGGAUAUAUCGAUCCAUAAUCUUGACGCCUCGGAAACAACUUUCUCUGAGGCCCAGAGACGAGCUUGGUGGAUGACGCCACCUAUCAUCUCAUCAGAUGAUCCACGAAUCACUACCCCAUAUCCGAAGUUUAACGUGUUCUUGGAGCCAUGGCCCAUGGUCAUGAAAUCACAAGAGGUUAUGUUUCAGACCAACAAAAUGGUUCAAAGCAUUGAACGUGCCAAUGUCGAAGUCGUUCCAUCUGAAUUUGGCGCUCAAAUACGCAAGCUUGACUCUCUUCUUGUGACAGUAAUGAGGGAAACCGAUCGCCAUACUCUCAUAACGUUCAAUGAAGAGCCCGAGGCAUCCGUAGCUCAGAUCAUGUGGAUGAUCAGCCGGAUGUUAAUUCAUGCUUCUCGCACCCGACUGCACCGCUUCCGAGCGUUUAUGGAUAUCCCUCUGUUCCUGGACCAAUACUGUGAUCUUGCAUCAAUAAACAGCCAGGGCGUUUCCCAUGAUAUGUCAAAGUCUAAAUGGGUUACGGAAUGUGAGGUCGCAUUUCCAUUCACCGAGCAAGAAUCUUCCAUGAUUUGUCUCAAAUCUUCUCUAGUGGUAUCCACGAUCUUUCGCACCUUGCCUUUCCCCUCAAUACCGGGUCAUACUUCUUCUAGUUCAAUCAGGUAUCCAAAGACUGUCCCUUAUUUCGCAUGCUCGGCCAUGCAAAGCAGUUACGCUCUUCUCAUGCUCCUGCAUCGAGUCCGUGCUUCUUUGGCAACAGACCGACUCGCCAACUGCUAUCACCUGCUCAAUGGACCGAGUCCGGAAUCCGAGAUUGCUGAUGCUGAGCGAUUAACGGAAGAGCUACGCCAUGGCGUGGAAACUUUGGCGAAGUCUUUGAAAUCAGACGUGAUAUUCGAGGGCGUAGGGGACAUGGGCCGUGAAAUUGAGGGCGCCUAUCAGGCUGCUUUUCCUAGCUGCUCCGAAAAUUAA